AUGGCAGACCGACAAGCAAAGCAAGCUGCAAGGCGCAUGAGGUUGGGGACCAAAUCUUGCGCCGAAUGCCGUCGACGAAAAGUAAAAUGCAUCUUUCCUCCAGAAAGCAGCAUUUGCCAAGGAUGUGCUUUACACAAUGUAGCAUGCACUGCUCAGCAACCAAGAUGUCAGGCACAAGACGAACCGGAGACGGACAAGACUGCCCUACAGCAGAGGGUUAAUGAACUUGAAGGUCUAGUCAAGAGCCUCGCAGAAUCGGUCCGCGUCGCGACGGCAAAUAACAGCGCAGAUGCCUCCGUGACCUCGAGCACGACCGAGGGCGGAUCGUCGUCCGCAACUCUACUGACUACAAGCCAUCCAGCCGAUUCGCCAUUCAUCAAUCUCUUUCGAGAUGCUAUGUUAAUCAGUAACUCAGAUGGGUACCUCCAGGAUACCGAUGGUAAACUGAAGAACUCUGCCGAGACUCCGAGUCCAUGCGGUGGCCUCCCGUCACAUCUCAGACCGCAUAUUCCUGACCAGGACACCAUUCGGGCCAUUAUACGCGCGACGCAAAAGUAUUGGUGCACAUGGCCACCUUGUUACUAUGGAACGGAACCUCACGAAUCGUUCCAAGUGAAUCGUGAUGGCGAAGGCGAAGACGUCCUUCUAAAACUCAUUUCCCAACAGCGACUCGAUGCCAGCUUCUGCAAGGCACUUCUAUGGUUGGCGCUCUGCAUUCAGCAGCUACCUGUGGAUUGUUUUCGCCGUUACCUUCCAAACACAUCCUCUAGACAAGAUGUAUUGUCUCCAUAUUUAGCCUUUUGUGGCAUUGUCCUGGCAGGCGAGGAGGAAGCAAACCUGGAUGCUGUCCAAUGCCACAUUCUGCGAUUCAAGCUGUACAUCAACAUGGGCAUGCCACAAAAAGCAUGGUCUUGUACCAGAAGUGCUGUUAGCACGGCCACAUUACUCGGGUUGAAUAGACUCGACUCAACCGCCAAAGAGUCACACAGAAUGAUUUGGUUGCUCUCAUGGGAAACUGAGCGCCAGCUCUCAUUAGUUCUGGGCUAUCCUUCGGCAGUCCAGACAACAACUACGACGCCAUUCGGAUCAUUGCCGAUGGGUCUCGAAGGCCCGACAGCAUACCGUAUUCUGUACUCGCUAGCCUUGGUGUACGGAGACGUGAUCAACAGAGACCAGAAUCCCACCAGUGUGUCUUACGCAGCAACGGUAAAAAUUGACCAAGAUGUAGGGGAGUUGCGCAAACUCUUUCCAGUUGAGUGGUGGGAUCCUGGAAACGUAGGCGAUUCCCUAGGAGAUUUCUACUACCAAGAAAUCACCAAGUUCCUAUUCUUUCUGCUGGUGAAACUGGUGCAUUUGCCAUACAUGCUCAAGUCAGUGCACGACAAACGAUACGAAUACAGUCGGCACGCUGCUUUGGACGCUGCGAGAGAACAAAUUCGAAGCUAUGUGCGAAUGAGAAACUUUCCAGGAGCAGAAAUACUCAUGUGUGAGCUCAUGGACUUUCAAGCCUUCAACGCCGGAAUGACCCUGAUCAUUGGAACGCUAUAUAUGCCAAACAGUGAUCCCACACCGCUUGAUAUAUUAAGCGAAGACGGUAGUUUGAUAGAGUCACUGAUUGCCAGCCUUCGACAAACUGCGUUGUUGCUGGAAUGCCGCGUCUCAGAACAAGGGGCUCGGGUACUCGAGCUGCUGACGGUGACUCGGCGGUUCGCCGAAGGCAGCAAAUUAGAGGUCUUGGUGCCGUACUUUGGGAAACUGACUAUCAACAUGCCAAUUUUGAAUCAUGAAGCUAGCAUCGCGGCAUCGUCAACAGGCUCUGCACCGUCUCCAAGUAUUGGGCAACCGUAUGGGCUUUCCAACCCAUGCACUCCACCUCCGGUUGAGUUUAGCACGAACGAAUUUAUAAGUGGUGCAUCGAUGCCAUUCAAACAGGGCGAUGAAUUGCAACAGGAGUGGUGUAGCGUCUUUGACCCAAAUGCUUGCUAUGAUUGGCAGCAAACAUGGACGAGAAUGCAAAUAGACUGA
This is a messenger RNA of Pochonia chlamydosporia 170, 2025 nucleotides long. Its product is annotated as N-terminal binuclear Zn cluster-containing/DNA binding domain-containing protein. The record is from RefSeq and is a predicted model, not a curated record. Bases 1 to 2025 code for a protein of 674 amino acids. Lineage: Eukaryota; Fungi; Ascomycota; Sordariomycetes; Hypocreales; Clavicipitaceae. Gene Ontology annotation, molecular function: zinc ion binding; DNA-binding transcription factor activity, RNA polymerase II-specific. Gene Ontology annotation, biological process: regulation of DNA-templated transcription. The transcript has a single exon.